Messenger RNA from Schistosoma margrebowiei, 3556 nucleotides. Lineage: Eukaryota; Metazoa; Platyhelminthes; Trematoda; Strigeidida; Schistosomatidae. The record is from the annotation of a GenBank genome assembly.
GUUGAUAUGGUGUUUUAUCCAAAAGUAAUCAAAUAACAAUGAAAAAGAUGUUUUUCUGCAAGAAGUUGAAAAAUCAGUUACGCCCUAGUUUAGUCGUAAAACAGUCGAUUUUUAGUAGCUAUAUAUUUGACUACAGUUAGAUAAUUUCUGUUUGUUAUCGAAAUAUACAUUUCGCCAGUUCUCGCAUAUAAUUAUCGACUUAACUCACUUUACUGAAUAACGGAAUUAAAUAAGUCAAAUACGAGAAUGGAAUUUGAAUACUUAUGUUUCAUACAAUAAUUAAUCAGAACAGACAGUCAGAGAAUCACAGUGAAGGAAGCACAGAGGUGAAAUAGAAGCAAAAUGAAAAGACGCACAUUGGAGAAGGUGAGUUAGCCAAUUCAAUUUAACCAAGUGUGAAUCAAUAUUUAUAGUUAGACAAAAAUAAGUUACAGACAUAUGAUGUGUAAGAUAAGCAAUAAAUGACAAGGUCAAAAUGUAACUCGAGAAGAAUGAUUGAAUUGGUUUAAUCAGAAGCUCGAAUAAAUUAUCAUGGUUCAACAUAAUACCAGUCACUAUAGAUUAAUUUCAAUGACUUUACUAAUGAUUAACUUUAUCAAUUGAUUUUAGAAAUAAGCAUUCAUUAAACUGGUAUAAAAAUUAAUGUGAUACAAUCAAUAAUAUGCGUAAAUAAUUGAAAAUUAAAUAGAAAAGUGCAAUUUAUCCAUAUACUACUAUACCAUAAAUGAUUACAUCAUAAGAUAAUAUUCAAUAGUUCAUAUUUAUUCAUUUAAUAUAUAUAUUAACACAUUAAUUGCCCAUUUUAAACUUUCCUCUGGAUCUACUACUGUUUAUUUUAUCAAUAUAUAUUUUAUACAUUAGAACAAAGAAUAAAUAAACGAAUUCCUACAUAAAGACACAUGAAAAUUCGAUUAUUAUCAAUUAUAACAAUCAUUAUACAAUGUAUUCCAUCCAUUUUAUCAGCUACUUCAAAUAAUCAAAAAGAAAGUUCAUCAUCUUAUUAUUAUGUAGUACGUUCACCAAAAAUUGAAAAACGAUCAUAUACAGAAGAUGAAGCAUUAAUACAUCUGAAAGAAAAAACAAAAGUUGAUACUGCUACUCAAACAUAUACAAAAACAACAAAUACAUCCACUUCACCUUUGUCUCCAGCAUCAUUAUCAAUAACACCAUUAUCAUUAUCAUCAUCAUCUUAUGGUAAUAAUGUGAAAAAGAAUAAUGGUGCAUACAAUGUUAAACCUAAUGUAACUAUGAGUGCAGAAAGUAUAUAUCAAGAUAAAAAUUCAUUGAAAUAUGUGAAAACUGUAAAAAAACGUCGAGAAAUUAGUGAAGUUAUUAAACAUAUACCAAAACCGACAUAUAAUCAACAAUCGAAUAAAUAUACUGAUCAGAAUAAGAAAACUAAUAGUUAUAAUGAUAAAAAGGAAACAAAGAAUCACAAUAAUGUUAAUAAGAAAUACACAUAUUCAGGUAGUAGUAGUAGUACUAAUCGUAAUGAUAACAAUCAUCACAAUGAUAAAAACCACAAUAAUGAUAAUAAUAAUUAUAACGGUAAUAAUAAUAACUACAACGGUAAUGACAAUAACAAUCACAAUGAUUACGAUAGUAAUAAUGAUAACGAUUAUUACAAUAAUGGCAAUAACUACAACGGGAAUGACAAUUACAAUAGCAAUGACAAUAGUUACAAUCGUAAUAACAACAAUUAUAAUGAUAAUGGCAAUGACAAUUAUAAUAACAAUGACAAUAAUUACAAUCGUAAUAAUAAUAAUGGCAAUAACUACAAUGGCAAUGACAAUUAUAAUAACAAUGACAAUAAUUACAAUCGUAAUAAUAACAAUUAUAAUAAUAAUGGCAAUGACAAUUACAAUAGCAAUGACAAUAGUUACAAUCGUAAUAAUAACAAUUAUAAUAAUAAUGGCAAUGACAAUUAUAAUAACAAUGACAAUAAUUACAAUCGUAAUAAUAAUAAUGGCAAUAACUACAAUGGCAAUGACAAUUAUAAUAACAAUGACAAUAAUUACAAUCGUAAUAAUAAUAAUGGCAAUAACUACAAUGGCAAUGACAAUUAUAAUAACAAUGACAAUAAUUACAAUCGUAAUAAUAACAAUUAUUACAAUAAUGGCAAUAACUACAAUGGCAAUGACAAUUAUAAUAACAAUGACAAUAAUUACAAUCGUAAUAAUAACAAUUAUAAUAAUAAUGGCAAUAACUACAAUGGCAAUGACAAUUAUAAUAACAAUGACAAUAAUUACAAUCGUAAUAAUAACAAUUAUAAUAAUAAUGGCAAUAACUACAACAGUAAUGGUAAUGAUGAUAAUAAUAACGACUACUAUUCACAUGAUUACAUCAAAAACACUGGCAGUUACAAUAAUGAUGCAAAAUACAAUGCUGAAAAUUACAAUCGUGAUUAUACACGCAAUGCUUAUAUAUCUGACAAUAAUGACCGUAGGAAUAAUCGAAACUCCAAUAGAAAUUACAUGAUUAAAAAUACUAAAUUUAACAAGUAUGCCAACAGAUAUAAUGGUAGGCAAAGAAAUAAUAGAAGAUAUAAUAAUAAUAAUAAUAAUAAUAAUAAUAAUAAUAAUAAUAAUAAUAACAAAGCCUAUAAUAACCAAAGACGUUAUAAUGAAAAUCGUAAUAUCGGGAAUAAUAACAAUUACAAUCGUAACGGUAAUCAAAACAAUCAGAAUGGCUAUCGUGCUUACAAGUACAACUACAAUGGUAAUAAUAAUAAUAAUAAUAAUAAUAAUAAUAAUAAUAACCGGAAUAAUUUCAAUGACAAAUCUAAUUACAAUUACAAUAAUGAUCGUAAUAACCACAAUAACAAACGAAUUAAUCACAAUGUCAAUUAUAAUAUCAAUAACAAUAACGCUUACAAUGGAUAUGAUAAUUACAAAACCAAUAAUCAUCCUAAACGUAAUAUACCCUAUCAAAAUAACAAUAAUUAUAAUAACGUUGAAAAUUAUGUGAAUAAUGAUAAUAGUAAUAAUAAUUAUCAUGAUAUGUACAAUACUAAAGAUUAUGAAACUAACCGAAAUCCUGUUAAUUACGGUAGUAGUUAUAUUAGAAGUAAAUUAGGUAAAUCAGAUUAUUCUACUCCUGCAGAAAAAAGUAAUGAACAAAAUUAUUCAUCAAUGCCAAAUACAGAGAAUGAACAAUCAAACAAUCAAGAAAGUAAUCAAUAUGGGAAAGAAAAUGAGAAAGAUCCAGAUUUUAAUCCAGAAGGACAAGAUGUUAAUCCAAUGGACAGUUUAAGUGCUUUUGGUGGUAUGUUCGGUUUAGGACAAAUGGGAAAUGGAGGGUUAGGUUUUUAAAUUUUAUGCUAACUAAAUGAUUAAUAAUUACUCAAAUUCAUGGAUAUAUUUGUAACAAAAAUAUGUUUUAUUUUUAAAAUAUCUUUGUUCAACCGAUAUCAUACAAAAAGUUAAUAAAGGCUUAUUUAUUAAACUAGAUUUUUCCAGUUAAAAUGAUUUAAUAUUUGUAAUUGAAUGUCAUCUUUGUAUGUUUAUCAUGUUUUUUUUUCUAAGAUCUGAAAUAGAAUUAUGAACCGAUUUGAUGA